Chara braunii is the source of this 3749-nucleotide messenger RNA. Lineage: Eukaryota; Viridiplantae; Streptophyta; Charophyceae; Charales; Characeae. The record is from the annotation of a GenBank genome assembly.
UCCCAUCUUUCCCUGUCGUUUGUGUCCUUGUGAGCUGCAGACAAUUGAUUGGGGGAAAAAAGGGAGGCUCAACGACGGCAGACUAGUCUGGGGGAAUAGCUCUUCAUCUCCCUUCUGUCUAGUAUCACAUCCUCUGUGAUCAUCCCAUCUUCGCAUGCUUCAAGUGGCCACGAAAAGCUGUACAUUAAUUAGCCCCUGGAGGUGGAUCUCUCAGCUGUCUUCGUGAUGAUGUCUUGCAAAUUAUUCUUUCUUUCUGACUAUUUUGCUGAACCGAAGCUGAAGGCUCUCGUCUGCCUGGGAACCAUCUGCAAACGGUUUCAAAGACGCCUGUGGGAGGUGAUUAGGACCCCCUCGAUAAUAGCGGCCUGUUUAAAGGGGUAUUUGUUGCUUAAAGGGUGACCACGGGAGCACCCUGCCCAGGGGGAAAGGGUUUUCUGUCUAAGAGGUGAACGUUUGGAGGGAGGACAAGAAGAUGCAAGAGGGGAGGAGGAGGAGGAUGGGAGGAGAAGGAGAAGAUGAAGAAGCAAAGCAAAGACAAGCAGAUGGUUGACCUAAUGACGGUCUUGUGGAAUCAAAGACAGAAAUAGAAUGCCCAGGGGGAAAGGGUUUUCUAUCUGAGAGGUGAACUUGUGGUGGGAGGAAAGAAGAUGCAAGAGGGGAGGAGGAGGAGGAUGGGAGGAGAAGGAGAAGAAGAAGCGAAGCAAAGACGAGCAGAUGGUUGACCUAAUGACGAUCUUAUGGAAUCAAAGAUGGAGAUAGAAUGGUGACAUGGAGAUCGAAAAGUUAAGGGAGGGAAGCUCCUUUUGAGCUGUGUCAUCUGAUCUGUUGUUUUCACAUUUUCCUUGCAAUAACCACAAUACCCUUGUGUCGGUCAAGAAAAGCAAGGCAUGUCUUUGGGUGUGGUAGGUGCAGCCUGCUUACAGAUCCCGCGCCACUCGAACUUCCCCCAGCCAAUUUUCUGCAGCUUCCCUUGAACUUUGCGGUAUCGGAGUUUUUUGCUCAUGUUCAGCGGGUGGUUGGGGUAUGGGAAUCCGACCAGUCUGCACUGGCUGCAGGGAGGUUCUCUUGUGCGAGAGCAGGGAGUUUUGACAUCAAAGAAGAGCUGACUUGGAAAAGGAGAGAAAUGAUGAAAGCGGCAGUGGUAGCGGAUGGAGUAGCAGAGUGCGAGGGAGAGGCUACAAUGCUGCUACGAACAGAAAGCAGAGAAUAAUGUUGCAGCGGCGGUUGCAGUGCAGGGGGUGUGAGAAUGUGACUGAUGUGACUCAAGGAGGCAGAGCAGGAAGCAGAGGAAGAAGAGGAAAUCAAAACAAAGGAAGAAGCGAGGAAGGCAGAGGAGGAGUAGGAGUAGGAGUAGGAGUAGUAGUAGUAGUAGUAGGAGGAGGAGCCAACUGAGUGAAUCGAGCUUUGGUGGAGCAGAAGGAAGUAGGAGAGGAGAAGUAACAAGGAGGAAAAGGAAAGGGGGAAAAGAGAGUGAUUCGGCCCUCCUGCAGUAGAUCUCAAUGCAGGGGAACAGCGCGAUUGUGGCCGAGGGGUUAUGGCAGCUGGCGAAUGAUUUCGAGGCGGAGCAGCAGAUUCCUCAAGCCGUCAUGUGUUUGGAGGCUAUCUGUCAGAGCAACACACCUUUUCUGCCGGAGAUAGAGGUGAAGACGCGUUUGCGGAUUGCGACAUUGCUUUUCGAGCAUACCGUCAACGCCACCCAAGCGAAGGCACACCUGGAAAGGGCGCAAGUGCUUUUGAAACAGAUUCCGUCUUCUCUGGACCUCAAGUGCAAGGCGCAAAGCCUUCUGAGCCGAUGCUAUUAUCUGAUCGGAAAUGUGAAGCUUCAGAAGCAAGCCAUCAAGAGAGGCCUAGAGCUGUUGGAGGGGGCUUCACCGUCCAGUGGCAAUGUGUCGUAUGUUUGGUCUGCGAAUUUCCUUUUGCAGCUAGCAAGUGCUCACAUUACCGAGGGAGAUUGGGCUACAGCUGUGAAAUGGCUGGAAGAAGGCCGGCGUUUCUCCGCAAAGGCCGGGAGGCUAGAUCUUGAGAUGUUGUUCGUUAGCGCUCUUCUUCAUGUGGGCCUGAUGAAGUGGGACCGCCAACAAUUUCUCGCUGACGCAAAGGAGGCAUGCCAAGUCAUCUGGAACAGAAUACCCCAGGAGCAGAAACGAGCAUACAAAGGUCUCGAACUCUACUUUGAGCUGCUGGUAGUGAUUUACCUUACCAGGGUCUGUCGGUACAAUGAAGCGCUGCAGCACGUCAACAAGCUGGAUGGCAUGCUUCAACGAGAAGAGCUGGAGAGUGGUGGGCCAGGAGGACUGCUGGCUUCUGAACCCUUGGGUCUAGAUUGGCUACGUCCCCCAGGGAUGGUUGUGAUGAUCGACCUCAUGGCAGCACUGUGCCUGCGUCCAGGCAAAGGGCUCAAAGAAGCACUGAAGCGGGUGAAAGCUGGCAUCAGCAUUGUGCGAAGGGAGCUUGAAAAGCUGGGAGUGGGCACUAACGUCACUGAGGGUGAGCUCCAGCACUGGGUGAUUUGGGUGGCGGGAACGUACCUUGUUCUUCUGUUAAAUCUGCUUGACAACAAGGCGCUUAUAGAGUUGACGAGGACGCAUCUCUGCGAUGCCCAAACGGCGAUUGUCGAAGUCAUGGAUCUCAUGCGCAGGUAUCCGACUAUCCUGGAUGUGUGUUCCAGCCAAGUUCAUGUGCUUGUUGGACAAUAUGCACACAGCCUUGGAUGCUUUCAGGAGGCUGUCGUGCACUUUGCAGAAGCUCGCGAGGCAACAGAGAAUCGGGAGUUGCAGUCAUUGUGCAGCAUUUACGGAGCUCUCUCGCAGAUGUGCAUCGAUAUGGAUCCAGAUUGCAACAGCAAGGCUUUGGACCUUAUUAACCCCAUUAUGAGAAAUAUGGAUUCAUUCACGGGGAGUCAAGAGAAAUCCAGCUGCAUUUUGGUCUCCGGCAUACUCUCGUGGAAACAGCAGAACAUGACCGAAGCGAAGAACAAACUCACGUCCGGACUCCAGCUUACUCAUGGCCUCCUGGGCAAUCAUCAGGUCACGUCACAGUAUUUGACUCUCCUAGGCAAUAUCGCUCUGCACUUUCGGGAUCCCCCACAGGCUCUCAACAUCCUGAAGUCAGCCCUGACAAUCGCCCAAACCCAACACGAUCUUCCCAUUCAGCUCGGCAUCAUAAGCGAGCUCGAGAUGUUGUAUAAGGACGUCGGAGAUACUGCCAAGGGUGGAGAGAAUGCUGCUUUUCAGAGGCAGAAGAUGGCAGACUUUGUACAUAAAGUCAAUGCAGCCAAGUCAACUCCUUACCAUCAGCAAAUUCUACAGUAUCGUGGGAAAGACGCAUAGCCAGCUUCAAGGACAACUUGUACACUGCGAACACAGUCUAACCAGAGUUGUUGUCUCUGGCCCUCUAGAGCUGCAGUCAUCAUUCUGUUAGCUCCACUUCUUCCGUUAGUAGCUGCAGGCUGCAGCUGUUCUGUUAGCUGCACUUCUUCCGUUAGCUGCAGGCUGCAGGCCCUCUAGAGCUGCAGUCGUUCCGUUAGCUGCAGGCUGCAGGCCCUCUAGAGCUGCAGUCGUUCCGUUAGCUGCAGGCUGCAUCCUGUUAGCUGCAGGUCUCCCAGUUAGCUGCAGUUGUUCUUGUGGAUGUGGUUGUUCUGUUAGCUGUUAUAAUACAUAGCCUUGUAGAGCUGCAGUUGUUGUUCUGUUAGUUGUUAAAAUUGCGUAGCCCUGUAGAGAUGCAGUUCUCCUGUUAGGUGUUAGGAUGUC